Molecule: messenger RNA, 3134 nt
Organism: Dreissena polymorpha
Lineage: Eukaryota; Metazoa; Mollusca; Bivalvia; Myida; Dreissenidae
Product: echinoderm microtubule-associated protein-like 1
Exons: 16
Coding region: 97-2049 (650 amino acids)
Biological process (GO): microtubule cytoskeleton organization
Cellular component (GO): mitotic spindle
Molecular function (GO): microtubule binding
Source: RefSeq, a predicted model, not a curated record
UGUCACUUAGCCACACUCUGUAUUGAAGGUAAUUAUACCUUACUAUCAGAGAGAAAGUUGUGCGGGUAGUGUUUGGACAGAAUAAACUUAGUCAAUAUGCAAAGGAACAAGAGGAACGAACCACCUGCAUGGAAUUCAGAGGAAAAGUUUUUGAAAAUAUAUCUAAAGGGCCGCCCAGUGCCCUUGUGCGCGCCCACAAACAUCGAGGAUGAAGGCCCGUACGACGUGAAGGCACCUCAAGACCCGCCUGCUCAGCAACUCAAACUAGAAUGGGUGUACGGUUACCGGGGUGGCGACUGCAUGUCAAACCUUUACACCAUUGCAACCGGGGAGGUAAUCUACUUCAGUGCGGCUGUGGUUGUCCUCCAUAACUUUGCGGAGCAGACUCAAAGACACUAUACAGAACACAAUAAUGAUGUCAAAAGCCUGGCCAUUCAUCCAGACCAAGUUAAGGUGGCAACGGGACAGGUUACUGGUCAUGAGAAAAAGGGCAAGGCGCACGUAAGGGUGUGGGAGAGCAUCAACCUUACGACGCUGCACGUGAUCGGCGAGGGGGAGUUCCAGAGGAACGUCUGCUGUGUCUCCUUCUCUCCAGUUGAUGGGAAUAACUUACUGGCGGUGGAUGAAAGUAACGAACAUAUCCUGUCUGUCUGGGAUGUCAGCCGAGACAACAAAUUCUCCAAGAUAACCGACUGCAAGUCGUCAAAUGACCCUGUGACCCAGUGUGCCUUCCACCCAAAGGAAGAGAAUCAGAUCGUCUGCUGUGGCAAGUCACAGAUCACGUUCUGGACCCUGGAGGGGGAGAGACUUUCCAAGAAGGGCGGAAUCUUUGGGAAAAACGAGAAGCCAAAGUCGGUCCAUUGUUUCAGCUUCACAGAGAACGGGGACGUCGUGUCCGGAGACUCCAGUGGCAAUAUCUACGUCUGGGAGAAAGGCACCAACAAGAUCAGCAAGGCCAUUCCAAACGCCCACGAUGGUGAUGUGUUCAGCAUCUGUUGUUCGAGAGAUGGAACCAUUCUUUCCGGAGGAGGGACAGACAGGAAAAUUAUUCAGUGGGACGCGGAGUUCCAAAAAACUGGAGUAGAAAAUGAGAUCCCUGUGGAGUUUGGAGCUGUACGGAUGAUAAGCCAGAAGCCGGACAACAUGAUUCUAGUGGGAACCAUCCGUAACUGCAUCUUACAGGGAAAUAUGGACCUUAACGUCUCACCGGUUGUUGAGGGUCACAAAGAAGAGUUAUGGGGCCUGGACGUGAGCCCCAGUCAGUCCCAGUUCCUAACGUGCGGCUACGACAAGCAUGUGUAUCUGUGGGACGCCCAGACACGCUCCGUCGUCUGGCGGAAGGAGAUCUCCGAUCCGGCCCGUUGUUGCUGCGUCCACCCGAGUCUGCCAAUCGCAGUGGUGGGUCUGCAGACGGGCAAGUGGCUUGCACUUGACCUAAAUACGCAAGAGAUCGUCGCCGAGAACAGCGAUGGCACAGAUCAGAGGGAUUGCAUGCAGUUCUCACCUGACGGCAAGAUGCUGGCAGUGGGAGGUCAUGACAACUGCAUCUUCAUAUACGAAGUGAGCGAUGAUGGUAAAGGGUACCAAAAUUUAGGCACGUGUUCCGGCCACAGCUCGUUCGUGACCCACAUUGACUGGUCGGAGGACGGCGAGAUACUUCGAAGCAACUCGGGCGAUUACGAGGUCCUGUACUGGUAUCCAAAGACAUGCGGACAGGAAAUCUUCAGGGACGCUGUGAGGGACCGAGCGUGGGCCACGCAAAACUGCACCCUCUCAUUCCAGUCUGCGGGAAUCUGGCCUAUUGAUGCGGACGGUACAGAUAUAAACAACUGUGCGGUGUCACAUGACAAGAAGCUGUUGGUGAGCGCUGACGACCUUGGGAAGGUCAACCUCUACGCAUUCCCGUCCAUCCAUCCCAAGGCCACGGGUAACUCGUACCAGGGCCACAGCAGUCACGUGACCAUGGCCAAGUUUCUGUGCGAUGAUUCUCGCGUAAUCUCCACGGGGGGAAAAGACGAGACCGUAAUGCAGUGGCAGGUGGUCGCUUAGUUAACAUAACAAUCUCAUCCUGAUAACAUGGCUUGACCUUUGGUUUCGCGGCACUUUGCAUUAUUAUUGUUGGGGACUCUGGUCCCAUUUUAUGAAUGGUGAAGGGAUAUCCAGUGUUUUCUUAAAAACUCCAAAUGCAUUCUUUGCUAAUAUUAAUGCACAUGUCUUUUUUUUCAAGAGGAAUGUUAGUGACAAAGAGAAAGCUUAAUUUUUAGUCUGACAAUAAUUAUCAACAAUUUUUGCACGUUAAUUUUUCCAAAAUGAUUGAUUAUUUGUAUAAUUAUUAUUUGCCUCGACAAAGUACUUUUUGUUCUUUUUCGUUAAAUCAUUUAAGUAACGAUAUUGACCUGUUUUGAUUAAUUAAAUAUUUAUGCUCAAUCUAAAGUGUAUAAGAUAAAUAAAGAUGUGUUAGUUCUUUUAUGUUUAUAUUGCUGCUGUAAAAAACAUUUAUGUGAUCUUUAUAGAAUCCGUAAUAACGUUAAGAGAUUGUAAAAUAAAUGUACGACGUUUUAACGCACACUGUUCACUUUGAAUGUUAAACAAUACCAAUAUUAAAUGAAAAUUAUUCAGCAUCUCUAGUAACUGAAGUUAAAAGGUUAUAAUAUUGCAUAUUUCAUUCUUAUAUAGGUCACUAUUGGUUUGAAUGCUAUUAAGUGUAUAGAACACUAUAUAGAAUAUAUAGAGUUUAUAGAAUAAAUUAUUUACAACAUACAGUUUUUUUAACUAUAUAUUGUAAAAAUUGUAAUUUAUCUCAUUUCGUGUUGUGAUAAAAUCUUGUGUGUUUUUUUUAUAUUAUGAUAGAUGUGUAUUUUUCAAAGAUCCAAUUUUUGUACAAUGUUUAACACUGUUGUAUUAGCCUCUGUUUUAUUAUUAUGCAUUUUCAAUCUAAAAUAAUUCUCUUAAAGAUCGUUUAAGUGUUUGUUUUAAAGCGUUAAUGGCUGUUCUUGCCUCAUGACCUCUAAACUAAUGUAUUAGAUAUAACACUCAAAGUGUAAAAGUUAAAUAUAAUUUGCUAUUUUCCACAAAGUGUGCAGUUUUUAAUUUUGUUGUUGUUUCGCAAACAAAAUGAAUACUGAUUGAAUUGU